CCGCCCCGGCAGUGUAUUGCACCGAGAGGUGUUAAUGUUUGUUGACUAGUUGACUAUUCUGUAGACGCUGUAGACCGCGACUCGGAGUAACAUUCGCGUUCUGCCUCCUACUCUCCACAAGAAAAAGAAGAUGUUGGAUUACAUCAAGAAGAAAAUAGCUUGGCUCGUUCUCCAAUAUGAGCUAAUUACUUGUUUAAAUAUGUUUGAGCCAUGGGAACAAAUGUGCCUCAAUGCAACCGUCCUGCUUGUUGUGUCGCUGGUAUCCUAUUCUUCGUAUGUUUACCUACCCCACUACAUCAUGUCUCUCAUCAACAGUGCAUGGAGCGUAGUCUCUAGUGGUGAAGAACGUGUAGAAUAUCGAUUUGAGUCAGGAUAAACAUCUUCCUCUCAUGAAAUUGACAAAUAUGAUAUUUGACCACCAACAUGUGUUUAUCUCCCCUUCUAUAUUCUCUGUAUUAAUCGGAACAGACAGACCGUUCUUCAUUAAAAACAACAGCUUUUUGUAAAAGAGUAUAGGAAGAUGGCCGAAGUAGCACUGUCCAAAAUUUUCAGUAUUUGUUCUUUUUUUGGGAACAGUUUUAAUCAUUAAAGCACUGAAUCUUCCAUUCCUUUUACAAUUUUUUAGUGUGUGUUUGUGUUCAUUGCAUUUUUUUCUUGUAUGAUUGGUUCCUAUGUUAUGUAUGGAAUUAACGGAUUAGAUGCAGGCUCUUCUUGCUCUGCACUAGAAUGAUGAGCGACUAUAGCCUUGUUCAAAAACUGUCUCAUUAAAAUCAUUGUCAUUUUUAUAUAGGUUUAAAAAAAACAAAAAAAAAAAACACUAUUGGCUUAACAAGUUACAAAGAAUACAAAAUUAAUGCAACUGUGCUUAUGCAAUAAUAGUUUGAAACCACUGCAAGUAUAAUGAAGUUUUAGAAAUAUUUUUUUUUUAAAGAGGUGCAGGAAAUUGUUUAUAUUUUAUUUAUCUGGCAUAUUUAAGGUUUGCGUAAGCACAAUAACAUAUCAUGAAAGCAAUGAUGUUGAAAGACCCAUGAAUUUUGGAAUAAAUUGUACUUACCACAGGAAUAUAUGCUUUCUCCAUGUCAGAUGACAGUUUUGGCUGUAUUUGUGCACUUAACAUUAAAGGCUGUGGAAUUUGUUUUGUGAUUGAUAUUUUAUUGUUUGUUAAAUAUUUGUAGCCUUCCUUGAAACACUGUUUAUAUUGAUAAGUUAGUUUUGCACCUAUCCGCUCGUAAAAUUCACAUUGUCUUUCUUUUAAAAAAAUCAAGUUGCAGACACAAGCUCUGAUUUUUUUCAUGGUGUCUGUGUCUGACUAGUUAUAGUCUGUAUGCUUAUUGCAUUCCAAACAAGCAGUCGUUAUAGCCCUUUUUGAAGUUGAAGAAGAUAUAGUCUGGACACCACCAUUAAGCCUAAUCUUAAAAUGUGUGACUUAGAUAUUUUAUUUUGUCUGCAUGCCUCAAACUCAGUAGUUAAACUGGAAACAAACGUAUGUACCAUUAUUUUUCCAAGGAAAAUUUGAGUCUUAAAAAUCAAGUUGUUAAUAUUUCCAAUCUAAAAAAAAAAAGUAUUUACUCAUCACAACGUUGAGCUCAAAUUAGCAUGAUUAAAUGUGUUGUGUUGAACUACA
Frankliniella occidentalis (western flower thrips) is the source of this 1624-nucleotide messenger RNA. RefSeq names its product serine palmitoyltransferase small subunit A. The transcript has 2 exons. Bases 131 to 376 code for a protein of 81 amino acids. The record is from RefSeq and is a predicted model, not a curated record. Lineage: Eukaryota; Metazoa; Arthropoda; Insecta; Thysanoptera; Thripidae.